AUGUCGAGCCCAACAAAGGAUACUGAUGGUAGCGAUGCUGUUUCCAAGCUCGCAGAGCUGAAGCCCGGCGACAGCAAGCUUCUCAUUCUAGGCAGCAUAUGCAUGGUGGGAAAGAUCGACAGCGAGAAGCUUGCCCGUCUGGCCGGAGUGAAGAAGACAUCGGCCAAUGCCAACUACCACCGUGCUAAGAAGCAUCUUGCCGAGCUUCUCGACGAACAACCUACCAUUGAAGGCGGUGCCGGUUCCAAACAUGGAAUCCCAAAUGCCUCUCCUACCAAGCCUCGUGCUACAAAGCGUCGCAAGACUACCAAACAGGGUGUUUCCGAUGCUGAGAAUUCUGAUGCGCCGAUUAAGCACGACGAGUCUCCUGAGCCAGCUGCAGAUGUUGUUAAGGAAGAGUCCGAUGACUAA
Molecule: messenger RNA, 411 nt
Organism: Penicillium soppii
Lineage: Eukaryota; Fungi; Ascomycota; Eurotiomycetes; Eurotiales; Aspergillaceae
Exons: 2
Coding region: 1-411 (136 amino acids)
Source: RefSeq, a predicted model, not a curated record